CCCCCUCCCUCCGCCACCGUCCCGCUGGCUCCGCCGCCGCGCAAGGGAAGGGAAGGGAAGGGAGGGCGAUGCCGCGGCUGACGGCGGAGGACGCGUCCCUGGUGCUGGACCACGUGGUGGGCGACCCCUCCGUGCCGGCCGCCGCGGCCAACGCCGUGCUCGCGGCGCUCCCGUUCCCGUCCAACCCGACCCCGCGCCUCCUCCGGGCCGUCCUCCUCCGCCGCCUCGCCGCCGACCCGGUCUCCGCCGACGCCCUCGACUCGCUCCAGCUCCUCGCCUCGCUCCCCUCCCGGGCCUCCGCCUCCGCCUCUGCCGCCCACAUCGCCGUCGCGGCCCACCUCGCCGUCUCCGCGCCCGACUUCGACGCCGCCGCGGGGGCCCUCUUCGCGCGCCCCGGCGGCCGCGCGCGCCGCGCGGUCGAGGGUGGGGACGCCGCGCUCGUCUCCGACGAGGCCGCCACCGUGGCCGACCAGUUCGAGGCCGCCGUGGGGAACUCGUUCUCGCAGGCUGUGCUGAGGGGGCUGUGGGGCGACCGGGCCGCGGCGGAGGAGCGGGUGAGGGAGCUCCUCGCUGCCGAGUGGGCGGCGAUUGGGCAGUCCAGGCUGGAGGAGGCGGCUGAGCGGAUUGUUGGGGAUGGUGCCAUCGAGACAUGGAGUGCUGCCGACGAGGUCACCCGCGCCAAGUACUGCGUGCUCGCUGGGGAACAAAGAGCAUGUGAAAUUCAGUGCAAACUUGGAGGACCUGUCUUUCAAGGAAAUCAAAUUUCGACACCAGAAGUUCAUAAGGUGGUGGAUUCCCUAAAAUCAAGCUGUGCUAACCUUCACAGUGUAGUAGAGGAUCCUCUUCCUGCUGCAAAGGCAGUGGCAGAUGAGGUGCUGGCUGCAAGGAUGGAUAAAGCAGCCGAUUUAAAUGCUGGAGAAGUUAGUAAUCAACCAGUGGCCUGUGACAUUGCUGGUCCAAGUGCUCCUACUGACAAUAGGGAGGCUCCAAAGAAAGGCGCAUCACCCAGUCUUAUGGAUUGGAACCCAACAGCAAGAACCUUUCUGAUUUUGGACAUGGCUUGUUUGCAGUGGGAGGACUCGCCAGAACCUGAGGGGUCACGAUCGCCGAUACAUAGACCACACCUGCCUAGCCCAAGGAGAACAACAGUUUCUCCUUUGCAACCGGCAGAUAAUAAAGCCAAGCGUAGGAAGGCAAGGAAGUGGUGCGCAUUAGAAGAAGAAACACUAAGAAAGGGUGUCGAACAGUAUGGUAAUGGCAACUGGAAGGAUAUUUUAACCAACAAUGCUGAUGUUUUUAUUGGUAGAAAAGCGAUGGACUUGAAAGAUAAGUGGAGAAACAUGAGAAGAUAUUAGCGAGAGACAGUGGUUCAGACAAGAAUUUUCUUUCAUUCUGGAUGAAGAAUCUUAUGCUCUAGGGCAUAACAUGCUCAAGUAGCAAGCCUUUCUACCGCUGAAGCAGUUGGGCGUGAUGCAUCCUUUUUCCAAUUGGGUGCUUCACCGACAUAUCCAUGAGCAUAGAUUCGAGUGAGAAUCUGCCGCCUGAUCAGUACCAGAUGCUUACAAGUGAUGGCUUUUUAACAUUUAACCCCUCUCCCCUCCUUGAAGAGAACAUAUUCUGUGUGCAUUCACUCAGUGAGAAACUGAGCAUCUGUAUCCAACUAUACUCUUUACAAGUCACUUAUGCUGUCUGUAAUAUGACAAUCUCUCCCGCAAUUAAUCAAUGGUUGCAUGGCCAUUUGUCACACCAGAAUGCUAAACCUGGUGUUCAAGUUCAUAAAG
This is a messenger RNA of Oryza brachyantha (malo sina), 1781 nucleotides long. RefSeq lists its product as uncharacterized. The transcript has 5 exons. Bases 69 to 1355 code for a protein of 428 amino acids. The record is from RefSeq and is a predicted model, not a curated record. NCBI's taxonomy places the organism in Eukaryota, Viridiplantae, Streptophyta, Magnoliopsida, Poales, Poaceae.